AUGAGUUCCCUUGAAUAUCUUAAUCUCCAUUCGAGUGAACUUGAUGAUGAGAUUCCGGAUACAAUUGGAGACAUGGGAUCACUUGCAUAUCUUGAUCUCUCUUGCAAUCAACUGCAGGGCUCAAUUCCAAAUACAAUUAGGAAGAUGGUUUUACUUUCACAUCUUGAUCUCUUUCGCAAGCAACUGCGGGGCUCAAUUCCAGAUACAGUUGGGAAGAUGGUUUUACUUUCACGUCUUAAUCUUUCUGGCAAUCAACUGCAGGGCUCAAUUCCACAUACAGUUGGGAAGAUGGUUUUACUUUCACAUCUUGAUCUCUCUGGCAAUCAACUACAGGGCUCAAUUCCAAAUACAGUUGGGAAGAUGGUUUUACUUUCACAUCUUGAUCUCUCUCGCAAUCAAUUGCAGGGCUCAAUUGCAGAUACAGUUGGCAACAUGGUUUCUCUUGGAAAACUCUAUCUCUCUUUGAAUCAUCUUCAAGGUGAGAUUCCAAAAUCCUUGAGUAAUUUAUGUAACUUACAAGCAUUAGAGUUGGAUAGAAACAAUAUCUCUGGACAGCUUGCACCAGACUUUGUGGCCUAUGCAAAUGACACAUUAGUGACUUUGUCUUUAUCAGCAAACCAGUUCAGUGGAUCAGUUCCUGCUCUCAUUGGAUUUUCAUCCUUGAGAGAGUUACAUCUUGAUUUUAAUCAACUAAAUGGAACUUUACCUAAAGGUCUUGGACAGUUGUCCAACCUUCAAUCCUUGGAUAUUGCCUCAAAUUCAUUGCAAGGCACUAUCAAUGAAGCCCAUCUCUUUAAUCUAUCCCAGUUGUCCUAUUUAGACUUAUAUUAG
Messenger RNA from Vitis vinifera (wine grape), 831 nucleotides. Its product is annotated as probable LRR receptor-like serine/threonine-protein kinase IRK. NCBI's taxonomy places the organism in Eukaryota, Viridiplantae, Streptophyta, Magnoliopsida, Vitales, Vitaceae. The transcript has a single exon. The record is from RefSeq and is a predicted model, not a curated record. Bases 1 to 831 code for a protein of 276 amino acids. Gene Ontology annotation, molecular function: protein binding.